Messenger RNA from Serpula lacrymans var. lacrymans S7.9, 1500 nucleotides. RefSeq lists its product as uncharacterized. The transcript has 4 exons. The record is from RefSeq and is a predicted model, not a curated record. Bases 150 to 1223 code for a protein of 357 amino acids. NCBI's taxonomy places the organism in Eukaryota, Fungi, Basidiomycota, Agaricomycetes, Boletales, Serpulaceae.
ACAGUGGUUCAACUCGAAGUUGUCGCACCGUGGCACUGAGACCGAGAAAUCUUCCACUUGUAAGUCAUAUCCCACCAUCCCACCAUAAUCAGUCUUUGCUUUACCUCUCGAGUGUGAUAUCUCGCACAGGAAAAAUACUAACCUAAGCCAUGGACGACGACCUUACGUUUGGUGCUUCGGUGUGGGGCAUCCCCAGUGAUCCCACACGUCUUUCAAAUUUGACAACGGAUCUACCAACGUUCUCCUCUCCCAGUACAUCCCAAGAUUUAUUCGACGACUUCGAUGAUUUUCACACUCCUCCGCAGACUGACCAGGCAGCUUCAUCGGUGGCCCAAGACGAUGAUUUUGGAGACUUUGGGGACUUUGGAGAGGCUGAGGAGUUGGCAAAUGCCAAUGACUUUGAGCAGGACACCAGAUUUGAAGAAGAAAUACCAAUCGCAGGACCAUCUCAGUUGGAAUGGGAGCCUUUGGUGAUGAAUCCUGUACCUUCUAACGAGGAACUGGGUAGACAAAUUAGCAACUUGUUGGAGUCAGUAUGGACGCAAGAUGUAUCGGGUCUCACGAUGGAUCAAGACCUGAGACAAGUAGAUGGUAUUAGCCAGAUGCUGGUUACGUCUCAAAGCCGCGACCUCUAUAACACGUUGCUGAACUCCCCACCCUCGUUCGAGCCCAUAAAUUGGACCAGGUCGCGGAUCCGCCAGCAACACCUCAUUUCAUUAGGCCUACCAGUGAACCUUGAUGAGGUGUUUCCCCAUGCUAAUGGGAAGCCUUUACCUCCUCUGCAAAUAUCCACGCGACCGAUGUCUGCACCACCAGGUCCACGCAAUGGUCCUUUGCGCAGCACCCCACCUUCUAGAAGUAACUCACGAGCAAACAGCCCACGUAAACCCUCAGCUCGUUCGGGACCGACAUCCGUGUCGCAACUAGGGCUAGGUCCUAAACCCGUGCUCGACGAGAAGAAAGUGAAUGAUCUACUCAAUCUUGAUCCAAAUCAGCUACCUCUUCUACCUCUUGCCAAACUUGAGCGCUUCUUGGCCGACCUGCGAGCAGAAACAACAAAUACAUCAACGUUGCUGACGCAUCUCUUGCAAACGCGCGAUGCUCUACAGCAAGACUCAGAAACGUACAACAAACUCAUAGCAGAGUUGGUUAGCGAAGCCCAGAAGCCCAAAUCUGGAAAGGGACGGACGUCGUCGAGACGUAGUGUCAUGGCUGGAUCAUGAUGUCUCGAGGAUUAUGUUUAUUCGCAUUUAGGCGCCGUCCAUCAUUGCAGAGAGGUAAAGGGGGGUGUUCAAGUUGUAUGCCAGUGGAAGCGUCCAUGAAAAACGUUAUUAUUAUUGGUACUUUCAUGGGCGUUAAAUGCAAGGUCUAUCUCUAAUACGCUACCUUUACAAAGUUGUGCUCCUACUAGUAAUAUCAUCAUCUUUAGCAUCUUUAGAGGCGGCCUAUAGCACGAAGUAUAUGCUUUGUAAACAAGUUGUCAAAUUGAAAUGCAACUAU